Messenger RNA from Trichomycterus rosablanca, 1472 nucleotides. RefSeq names its product alcohol dehydrogenase class-3-like. The coding region runs from base 71 to 1207 and encodes 378 amino acids. Gene Ontology annotation, molecular function: S-(hydroxymethyl)glutathione dehydrogenase [NAD(P)+] activity; zinc ion binding. Lineage: Eukaryota; Metazoa; Chordata; Actinopteri; Siluriformes; Trichomycteridae. The record is from RefSeq and is a predicted model, not a curated record. Gene Ontology annotation, cellular component: cytosol. Gene Ontology annotation, biological process: formaldehyde catabolic process. The transcript is spliced from 10 exons.
AACACGUGCAGCUUUGCGUAGACUGGAACUGUUCAGCGCAGUAUUGUAACCAAUUGUGAUUGUGUUGAAAAUGGGAACUGAGAGUAAGGUUAUCAGAUGUAAAGCAGCUGUGGCUUGGGAACCAGGAAAGCCCCUUUCUAUUGAAGAAGUGGAAGUGUCGCCACCUAAAGACCACGAAGUGCGAAUUAAGGUAGCAGCAAGUGGCGUUUGUCAUACAGACUGGUCAUACCUGUAUGCCUGUGAUAAAGGAGUGAAAGCUCGACCUUUUCCUCUUAUUCUGGGCCAUGAGGGAGCUGGAGUGGUGGAGAGUGUCGGACCAGGGGUCUCUUCUGUCUGCCCUGGAGAUAAGGUGGUCCCCUUGUUUCUGCCACAGUGUGGGGAGUGUGAGUGCUGCCGAAGCCCAAAGACUAACCUGUGUGAAAAAAACUGGGAGAAAACCCAACAGGGUGUGUUAGCUAAUGGUACGAGCAGGAUCACCUGUAAGGGCCAGCAGGUGAAUCAGUUUAUUGGUGUGAGCUCCUUCAGUGAAUAUACGGUGGUUCCUGAGCAAAAUGUUGCCAAAAUCCACCAAGAUGCACCGCUUCACAGGGUCUGUUUGCUUGGCUGUGGAGUGGCUACUGGAUAUGGUGCUCCACUAAACACAGCCAAGGUCGAGCCUGGUUCUGUAUGUGCAGUGUUUGGUCUAGGGGCUGUUGGGCUUGCUGCUGUUAUGGGUUGUAAAGCUGCCGGAGCCUCUAGGAUUAUUGCCAUUGAUCUGAAUUCAGAGAAAUUUGAAUUUGCUAAGAAGUUUGGUGCCACUGAGUUUGUGAAUCCUAAAGAUCACAGCAAAGCUAUUCAGGAAUUGGUUGUGGAAAUGACAAAUGGAGGAGUGGACUACAGCUUUGAGUGUGUAGGAGACGUCACUGUUAUGAGAGCAGCACUAGAGAGCUGCAGAUCUGCAUGGGGCACCUGUGUUAUUGUGGGGUGGACGGAAACUGGAGAACUGUCUUUGGCACCCACAGAUUUGUUAAUGGGACGAACGCUUAAAGGAACUUACUUUGGUGGAUGGAAGAGUGUGGAUGGGGUACCAAAGCUGGUGGAGGAUUACUUGAGUGGACAGUUGUUGCUGGAUGAGUUUGUAACGCAUACACUUUCUCUGGGGGAAAUCAACCAGGCUUUUGAGCUGCUGGCCUCUGGAAAAAGUGUCCGGACAGUGAUAAAUAUGUGAUCUGGAUGGUGAUUAAAAAAAGCUGAAGCUACAUUUGUGAAAUUUCAGUUAACCAUGGCAGCCUUACGAUUCUUCAUGACAACUGCAUUAAUCAUGAUGACAUACUUCUGACUUUAGAAUAAACCUGUAACUUGUAAGUAGUCAGUCAACAUGUAACUCAGAUGCUUAUAAGGAAAGGGACACGGGUACAAAGAACAGUAAUUGUUUUUUUUUUGUGAAAACUGAAAUUUGUAAUUUAAUAAAAUCCAUAUUUACAAAGGAAUAA